GUGUUCUGAAAUCAGCAUAGUAGACGUAGCGCAUUGGCUCACUCAGGGAUAUUGUGGAUAUUAUACUACUCCGUGGAGCAUCCGUUUGGGGAGCAUGACAACCGGAGCCAUUCGGGACGCAGCGGAUCGGGAGAAGCCCGCUCUCAGUCAAGCAGAACUGAUGAAGAGGAGGAACAGGAUGGCGAUAUGGCUGGUACUGGGCAUGCUCUGUCUGUCCCUGGUCCUGGUCAUUCUGGGGAUCUACACCACCACUCGCACAGAGAGCCUCAGCAUCACCGGAUACACCUCUGGAGUCAUUUUGGCGUUUGGAUCCUUCCUGGGUGUUCUUGGACUCUGCCUGGAGGAAAACCGAAAACAGCUGCUUGUGGCGGCCAUUAUUUUCCUCAGCUUCGGGAUCAUUGCCUCCUUCCUGUGUCUGGUGGUGGAUGGCGUCUUCAUCGUUUUCAACAUGGAUGUCCGUCCUCUGAAAGCAGGGAGAUGCCAGUUUUACACAAGUGGAAACAGCUACAUCUAUGAGAAUUACUAUGCCUCUGUGCCGUGCCAGGGUCUCACGGAGUCAUGUACUAUGAAGGUACGCAGUGGGACCUGCUACUGCUGUGACCUUUAUGACUGUGCCAAUGGGGGCUACAUGAACAACUACUAUGAGUUUGUGGGUGUGCGGAGCUGCGGAGACGUGCUGUCCCUGUACGUGUUGAUCUGGGUGCUGACCAGCCUCAACCUGGUGGCCUUCUUCCUGGGUAUCCUGACCACCGCUGUGCUGGGAAGCAUCAAGGACCAGAGGAGCAGCUCAGUGACCCUGUUGUCAUCUCAUCUCUCAGAGGGUGGAUGUCUUUCCUCCCCCACUGCCCCCCUGCUGAUGGACAACACCAACAAAGGACACCAACACCUCUACCCGAGAGCCUCCUUAUACUUUGCCCCAGCGGCGGGGAAGGAGUUCCCCCAGAGUGAUCCAUCAGUACCCCUCCGUCCGGACCCCAACCCCCCUCCCUUCGCCCCGCUCUAUAACCUGCUGCCCUACAAACCACAGAGCUUUUCUGUCUGAAUGAACCUUCCUAUUCCAGCGUUCCGUUGCCAACUUGUCACAUGACAGUCACAAGUCAUCCAGGGGGAUCCGUAUUUUGGAGUUUAAUUUAGAAUAGUUGUUGGGUAUGGUGUAAAAUGUCUGUAUAUGAAAUGUAAAUAUGUUGAGCUAUUUCAAAUUAUUUGUCAAUUUUUCUGGUCUUAUGAUGUGCAUUCUACAAACGAGUGAAAAGGCUAAUUAUUUAAGACCUUUUGUGAAAUGUAUGGUUUGACAAAAUAAAUGUACUUUUUAUACUACAUCUUAAACUCAACUGUAUCUGCUAAUAAAGUAAU
Salvelinus namaycush (lake trout) is the source of this 1353-nucleotide messenger RNA. Its product is annotated as transmembrane protein 255B. Lineage: Eukaryota; Metazoa; Chordata; Actinopteri; Salmoniformes; Salmonidae. Bases 95 to 1042 code for a protein of 315 amino acids. The record is from RefSeq and is a predicted model, not a curated record. The transcript has 9 exons.